AUGGGCCGUCGGCUCAUCCACGGUCUCUCUGGAGCCGCGGUCUUCCUUGUCAGUGUGGCUCUCCUCUCCAUGCGGCACCGUGGGGCUCGGGAAACAGCUCAGUACCCGGGGCUCAGCAAGGGGAUGUCGGAGAAGCCGGAGCGACGCAGCAAAGCGACCCAAGAGGGAGGUGAUGGCGGGGAGCAGAAGGACCUGCGAGCCCACCCUCCAGAGGGAUACAGGGCUGAGGGAAGCCUGGUGCUUGGGGACAUUUUCAUAGCCGUGAAGACGACCAAAAGAUUUCAUCAGAGCAGGAUGGAGCUGCUCCUGGACACGUGGAUAUCCCGGGCCAGAGAGCAGACCUACGUGUUCACCGAUGAAGAAGACGAUGCCCUGAAAAGGAGAAUGGGUGACCACGCAGUCUUCACCAACUGCUCUGCCGGGGACAGCCACCCGGCCCUCUCCUGCAAGAGUGAAAAGCACUCUCCCUGCCACAAACCUCUUGUGUCUUCAUUCCUGUCUCCCCACAGCUGGUUUUGCCAUUUGGAUGACGACAACUACCUGAACCCUCGGGCUCUCCUGAAGCUCUUGUCCUCUUACUCUGCAACAUGGGAUGUUUACCUGGGGAAACCCAGCCUGAACCGACCCAUCCGGGCCUCCGAAACGCUGCCAAACAACCAAACGAAAUCUGUGCGCUUCUGGUUUGCCACGGGAGGAGCUGGGUUCUGCAUCAGCCGCACGCUGGCAAGCAAGAUGGUGCCAUGGGCCAGUGGCAGGAACUUUCUGAGCACUUCAGAGCUCAUCCGCCUGCCGGACGACUGCACCGUGGGAUACAUCGUCGAGUGCAAAGUUGGCGGACAGCUGCUGCCCAACGCGCUCUUCCACUCUCACCUGGAGAACUUGCAGCUCAUCCCCCCCUCUCGGCUCAUGCAGCAGGUCACCCUCAGCUAUGGUGUCUUUGAGAACAAGCUCAAUGUUAUUGAACUCAGCGGCCCCUUCUCACCCCAAGAGGAUCCCUCAAGGUUUCGAUCACUACAUUGCCAUCUCUAUCCCGACACCUCCUGGUGCCAGCAGGCUGUUGGCUGGUGA
This is a messenger RNA of Opisthocomus hoazin, 1068 nucleotides long. NCBI's taxonomy places the organism in Eukaryota, Metazoa, Chordata, Aves, Opisthocomiformes, Opisthocomidae. The record is from RefSeq and is a predicted model, not a curated record.